AGUUAGCUUGACGCAGGUUUGAGGCCUUCUGUGUUUUCAACGGAGAGAGAGCCUAGAAGAAAAAUGGCGUCGGCUGGCGACCCAGAGCGGGACACCGGCCAUUCACUUUAAGCUUUGCGCCCUAAAAUUGAGACCGUGGGCAGGUGGGAACUUCGCGGCAACUUUCGCAUGAGCCGUUUGCGGCUCCUUUCUCAGUUUUUCUUCGUUGCGCGUGGCGUCUCGCGGCUCCGGGAUUGAAGCGGAACAGAAGAGGCGCUCUCCUACAAUGAGGGGGAGAAGAGGAAGGCCGCCCAAACUGGCAGCCGGGAUGCGGGAAGGCUUACCCGCGCCAGCCCGGGGCUCCCGGAGUGGAAGGGGCAGAGGGAUGAGGGGACGGGGACGGGCCAGAGGACGGGGUCGUGGACGCGGCUUAAUCGACGGCGCCUGUGUCACCGGUUCCACCGAGGUGGACACGGAAAUAUCAGGCCGAGAGAACUUUAAUUUGUCCCGGGGCCGCAAGAAAGUUGUAGCCGCCACCUCUGAAGCGAGCGCGACAUCGCGAGGCAGAGGAGGCAGAGGGAGAGGCAGGGGCUCUCGUGGCGGCCGUGGCGGUAGUAGAGGCGGAGUGAAGCGGCCUCCGACCAAGGUGGUGUACGACGACAACAGCGACGAGGAGGACGACAAUUUAAGCUACCGAUCGGAGGAGGACGAACUCUUGAACGACAACCCUUCGUCGGAUCUGGAAGAAGAAGAAGAGGCCUUGGCAAACGACUCGGACUAUCUCGGGGAACUAGCUGAUGAAGAUGAUGAUGCCAGCUUCUGCACCGACAGUAGUACGAGGAGCCAAAGCACGCUCGGGAGCACACCAGGUCGAAGAAGGAGUCGAGUGGUACAACCGCAGUCUCCCGUCUUGGAGGCACAAGACAUUCCCCCCUUGGAGCUUCCGAAGUCCUCCGAGGACCUCUUGGUUCCUACCUCACAGCUCCUCAACGUGUCUGCUGUGUACGAGGUUCUCCGCAACUUUGGCACAGUGUUGCGGCUCUCCCCUUUCCGUUUUGAGGAUUUCUGUGCAGCGGUUGCCAGCCAGGAGCAGUGCACGCUCCUGGCAGAGACCCACAUUUCCCUACUCAAGGCUAUACUCAGAGAGGAGGACACUUCCAACACCACCUUCGGGCCUGCUGACGUGAAGGAUUCUGUCAAUUCCACACUUUAUUUUGUGGAUGGCAUGACCUGGCCGGAGGUAUUACGGGCAUACUGUGAGAGUGACCCGGAAUAUCGACACAUUCUCCCUUUCCAGGAAGGAGAGGAUUAUCCGUUUGAACCCUUUGAGAACAAAAUCAAAGUUCUUCAGUUUCUAGUGGACCAGUUCCUGGCGACCAACAUCGCCAGGGAAGAGCUCAUGUCAGAGGGCGUGGUAGCUUAUGACGACCACUGCCGGGUGUGCCACCGCCUGGGUGACUUGCUAUGCUGCGAGACCUGCGCAGCCGUUUACCAUCUGGAAUGUGUGAAGCCACCAUUGCAGGAAGUGCCAGAGGACGAGUGGCAGUGCGAGGUGUGUGUAGCGCACAAGGUGGCUGGUGUGGUCGACUGCAUCCCUGAAAUACAGAAAACCAGACCCUUCCUUCGCCAGCUGCCGGUUGGCUAUGACCGGCACAGUCGCAAAUACUGGUUCCUGAACCGCCGCAUUGUCGUAGAAGAAGAUGGCGAGCAGGAGCAUAAAACAAUCUGGUACUACAGCACCAAGGUCCAGCUAGGCGAGCUCAUCGAGUGCUUGGAUAAGAAUUACUGGGAAGCCGACCUCUAUGCCGCCCUCGAAGAAAUUCGGGAUGAGGUUCACACACACAUGGACAUCACAGAGGACUUAACCAACAAGGCUCGGGGCAACAACAGGUGUUUCCUCAAUUUUGCCAAUGAGGAGAUCUUGGAGCGUUUGCGAGCCAAAAAGGAAGAAGAGCUAGAAGAGGUGAAAAGGCAGGCGGCCGAGGAGGCCCUUAAAGCUCGUCUGGAGCAGGAGAAGGAUGACGUGGAUGUGGAGAAAGAUGGUAAUGAAGACGGCAAGCUGAUUGACAGUGAAGGACAACAGGUUGUCACUGUCAGUGAUGAGACUACCCAGGAGGAGGACAAGGAGACCAAUGAAGAGGUGGAGAAAGAAAAAAAUGAUGCUGUCAAAACUGGAGCAGAACACCCAUCAUCAGACUGUGCUCCUGCAAGUGGUGACGGCGUCCCAAAUCUGAGCCAUCCAAACCAAAUGAUUGAGGACAACAGUAAUAGCAGCGUGGGCAUCCCGGUCCCACCCAGGGCCCCUGAACCUCCGGAUCUGGCAGACAAGUCCUCCCAGUCAUCCCUGGCAAGCUUCGACGACACAGGAGAUGGUAAAGAUUCCACCAACGGUGAGUGUCUUGGUGGGAAGAAGUCAUCUGCAACUCGUAUGGUGACCCGGCUGAGGAACCCAGAGAGCAAGUUGAGCCAGCUGAAGAGCCAGCAGGUGGCUGCUGCCCUUCAUGAAGCCAACAGAGGCUUCAAGGAGGGAAAAGAGAUUCUAGUUGUGAACGCUCAAGGUGAUGUCACCCGUGUCAGUACACGCAGCAAGGAUGUGGUGAUGAAGGGGACACUUUGCCAAUUCUUCAAGCUCGGUCAGGAGGGCAAAUAUCGUGUCUAUCAUAACCAGUACAGCACAAACACACUGGCCCUCAACAAGCAUCAGCACAGAGAGGAUCACGACAAAAGGCGGCAUCUCUCCCACAAGUUCUGCAUGACCCCAGCGGGAGAAUUCAAGUGGAAUGGCUCCAUCCACGGUUCCAAGCUUAUCACCAUCUCUACGAUAAGGCUCACCAUCAUCCAGCUGGAGAACAAUGUACCAUCUCCAUUCAUGCACCACAACUGGGCCUCACACAGGACCAACUGGAUCAAAGCUGUACAAAUGUGCAGUAAGGCCAGAGAGUUUGCCCUGGCUCUGGCCAUCAUGGAAUGUGCGAUCAAGCCUGUGGCAACCAUGCCAGUCUGGAAGGAUUCACUUGGCCACACCAGGUUAAACCGCAUGACUUCCAUGGAGCGUGAAGAGAAAGAGAAAAUAAAGAAAAGGGAGAAGAAGCUGGAGGAAGAGGAGACGAUGCAACAGGCGACUUGGGUCAAAUACACUUUUCCAGUUAAACACCAGGUGUGGAAACAAAAAGGCGAGGAAUAUCGUGUUACCGGCUAUGGUGGCUGGAGUUGGAUAAGUAAGACCUAUGUCCGGAGAUUUCUCCCAAGACUUCCUGGCAACACCAAUGCCAACUACCGCAAGGAACUUGAAGAUGCUAAACUUGGCCUAAAAUGCACCCUUUUGGAUCUGAGUCAACGACCCAGUCUCCAUGCAUCUGAGGUUCAAAGGGUCUCUGGCUUGAUCAGUGAUACAGCAGAUAACGACGCAUCUACACCCUCCUCCAAACCUGCCCAAGAUAAUUUGGCAUCUAGUGAAAAUAUUGAAGAGGAAAAGAGCGAAGCUGCGUGUGAAAUGGAAACAUCUGAGGAACUGCCUUUUGAGAACUCAGAACUCAAGACGGAGUUGGAUUCCACUACAAUAAAAUCAGAGGAUGAGCAAACGUCAAGUACUAAGGAAGAGUCUGUGAAGGAGGAGCUUACAGACAACUCCAUUCGUCCUUUUAACUACGACGUUGUAGAUGUCAGUAAGGGCUUCCUCACCCGCAUUGCAUACAAGAAGAAGGUCAAGUCCUCCAAACUUGACAGCCUUCUGGAGCGGCGAGUGAAGCAGCACACAAUUCAAGAGAAGAUGAAGCAACAUGUGUCUGCAUCCAAACCCAAGGCCACUCCACCUCAUUCACCCCUCUCCUCAACACCGCCACCACUGGGCACUCCUGUACGACCGCGGUCACCGCUUAAGCCCCAGACUCUGGCUCAGACACAGCUCAAAGACAGCAAUGCUGUGAAAGAGGAGCAGAAAACCUGCACAUUUCAAGCUCAUGGGUCUGCAGAUGUUGGUGGAAUUCCAGAUGACGAUCAGGCUGUAGGUUCUAAAACUACACAAGAUGAAGAUGUUUGCCUUUCUUCUAUUCCUAAUUCAACACCCAAAGACAGUUGCUGUUCAGAUGUAGAAAGAGAUUCGUCUUCACCACAAAACCAAACCAUCACACUGUCUCAGGAAUUGAGGGUUGGCUCCAUAGAAAGGACUUUGAGGCCCAAAGAUUGCUCUUCAGAGCAACAAACGGGCAGUGCUUGUUUAAACACUACCGAUGAUGGGCUUAUCAAAAAUAUAAGCUCUGAGGUACCUAACAUGGACUCUUGUAGAAAGAAGGACUCCGUAAGGACCCAUACAAAACUUGUUGAGCAAAUAAGUAGUGAGAAUACAGCUCUUCCCAAUCCGUCACCGGAAAGUCCAGAGACAUUAAGAUCAGCGGAGUUAGCCUCUGAGACAAACGGCAUGGGACCUGACGAAAACCGGGAAAAUAUGAAAGAUCCCGAGGGCUCCAGUUCUCCUGUUUCAGCUUCUCCUCUCCCGCAUAUAAAUGGUAAGGAUGAUUUAGGGGGUGAUGUCCUGUUGAGCAACUCGGCGGUAAGUCCAAAUAAUGGCAUGCUGACUAGCAAAACCAAGGUGAACAGCAUUGGUCAAGUCGAAGAUGAAGGUAUUUCACCGAAGAUCAGCACAGAACAAAAGCCUUUGGUGAAUGGAGAUUUGGCUCUUAUAAACAAACAUAUACAUGCUGUCCAAAAGGGGCCAACCCCCGCAGAAACAUUUGAGAGCAACAUAAUGACGCCGGAUCAGGAUUACAAACCUCCUGUGAAGAUAUCAAAGAUGGAAAAUAACAGAGAUCCGUUUGAAGCUCAGACUCCGAGCUCUCUGCAGCACAACAGCUCCUGCAACACUAAAUCCAUCCCUGUAGUCAAGAUCAUCAGAAUGGCGCCCUCGCCUAUACCUUCAGCAGAAGAGUCCAGUUUAAGUGAUGAGUUUGCAGAGAACAGUGAGCGAGAGACAACAACACCGUUGAAAACGCCCUUCACCGAAGUAACCACCACCUUCACAAGCACCUCUACUGUGUUGUCCAGUGGUACGAAACUGCCUCGAGCCGCAUCUGUAGAAUCUGCACAACCAGUCGUAACGACGGAAAGUGCGGUAUUCACCCUCACCUCCAUGACCAAAACAACCGUGACAAAAAUCUCUUCCUCUAGUCCGUCAGAAGACAGCCCGAGUGACAUAAUGGCACAACAGACAGACACAACACUUUCGGUCAUUAAAUCAACAACCAACACCAACGGUGCAACUCCUGGAGACAUAUUCCAGGAAGACUCAACCAGGGGCCGAGUGCGCCUCCGCAAAUUCUCCCGCACGAAGAAGGUGCGCUCGGACACUGCGCUUCCUUCUUAUCGCAAGUUUGUCACCAAGAGCAACCGCAAGAGCAUUUUCGUGUUGCCGCAUGACAACUUGAAGGUGCUGGCAAGGCGGGGAGGAUUCCGUGAGGUGGCCGUCUUUAAUUACAAUGCCAAGCCGGCCCAGGAUAUUUGGCCCUAUCCUUCCCCCAGGCCCACAUUUGGCAUCACCUGGAGGUAUCGCUUGCAAACAGUGAACUCUUUGGCUGGUGUGAGUCUGAUGCUUAGACUGCUCUGGGCCUGUUUGAGAUGGGACGACAUGGCCGUGAAGCCAUCUGCGGCUGUCGGUACUACACGAACAGCCCUAUCCCCACUCAUUACCACAGAGACGUCAGACACAGAAAUCACCACCACAGAGAUCAUCAAACGACGUGACGUGGGACCCUAUGGCAUACGCUCAGAGUACUGCAUCCGCAAAAUUAUCUGUCCCCUGGGAGCACCUGAGACACCCAAAGAAACCCACACCCCGCAGAGGAAAGGGCUGCGCUCCAGCGCCUUGCGUCCCAAGAAACCUGAACCUCCCAAGCAGACGGGCCCCGUGGUGAUCGAGACUUGGGUCGCUGAGGAGGAGCUAGACCUCUGGGAGAUCAGAGCUUUCUCUGAGAGGGUUGAGAAGGAGAAAGCUCAGGCAGCUGAACAAGCCAAGAAACGUCAGGAGCAGAAACCUGGCUCGGUCACGGUCACUCCAACAGGAACUCCCGCAACAGCCGCCGUGACGCCUAAGGUCAUGGUGGCUUCACUGUCAGGUCAGGGAACUCCGAGCACCAAAGUGGUGCUGUCUUCAAAGAUGGGCACGCCUGUCAAAUAUCAGCAGACAAAGAACUUCCAGCAAUCAUUUGCCUCGUGGAUAAAGCAGAGUCAAAACUCACCAGAGACCACAGUGACCACGACUGGUGGACACACAUUUCACAUUACAGGAACCACGGUGGGUGGGAAGGUAGUCACCACCAAGCUGCCACUUCCAGCCAACAGCAAGCUCAUCACAGUCAAUAUGGCAACGUCACAAGGAGGUGCUGUGCAACAGAAGGUGUUGGGUAUCAUUCCCUCCGGUACAACGGGUGGUGCUCAGACCGUUAUCAAAUUGCCUCGCACUACCCCUGUGAACAUCAGGCCCAAUAUUCCAAGCACCCAACAGCCGAUCCGGCCCGGAAUGGCAACGAUUCGAACACCAGUCCAGCAGGGUGGGCCUAUGGGAAAAACAAUCAUCAGAACGCCGCUUGUGGUCCAGCAAGGUCAGGCUGGCCAACAAGUGGUAAGUCAGAUCUUACAAGGGCAGACAGUGUCCACCUCAGUUUCUGGAGCCUCUGUUACUGGCCAGAGCCCAACCACCCCCACUACGACUGGAACGACAUCUGGCCAGGUCAAACUCACCAUCUCACAGGUCGCUCAGCUAAAACAGAAGCAGCAGGCUGGCUCAGGUGUUGGCGGCUCCCACCAGGCUCUGACAGUGAUGAUUCAAGGUCAAGGUCAGACCACCGGCCAGCUUCAGGUCAUACCUCAUGGAGUCACGGUCAUUCCAGGUCCUGGCCAGCAGCUCAUGCAGGCGACUCUGCCCAACGGUCAGAUGCAGCGCUUCUUAUUCACACCCCCAUCUGCAGUGGCUACGCCCACGCCAAGCACGGGCACUACACCCUCUUGCCAGCCCAACUCUGACUCCACGAAAAAGCCGGCCCAGCCCGCUCAACAGGCAGCUGCCCCGGUGCAGCCGGCGGCCGCAACUCUGGCUACCACCAGCUCCUCGUCUGCAUCUACCCCACAGGGCCAAUUACCCCCACAGACGCAGGCCCACAUGCCCAUUCAAUCUCCCACCUCGCUGCAAGUGACGACACAGGGAGGAACUGCACAGCUGCAAUUGCAGCAACCCCCUCAAAUAAUCAUGUCUGGUCUGCAGCAGCAGGUUCAGGUAUUGGCCCAGCUGCAGGCUCAGCAGAGUGGCACAUCUUUACCACAGCACUUUAAACUGCAGCUUCCUGUUCAGAUACAACAGGCUGGCCCCAGCUCAGCUCAGGGAGGACAGAUGGGGAACGUUGUGACCAUCCAGACUGCUUCCGUACAGGAGCAGUUGCAGAGGAUACAGCAGCUCAGAGAGCAGCAACAGCAGAAGAAGAAACAAGCUGCAGAAGCCAAGAAAGAGCAAGCCCUCAAUUCUGGCAGCCAGAAGGACAUCAUUCAGAAACAGGUUGUGAUGAAGCAGAAUGCUUUAAUUGAAUAUCUGAAGCAGAAGAAGACUCUGACACCUGAGGAGAGAGAAGAGAAUCAGAGGAUGAUUGUAUGCAAUCAGGUCAUGAAGUUCCUCCUGGACCGCAUAGACAGAGAUGAGAGGCAGGAGGCCAAGAAGAAGAAGAAGGAGGAGAUUGUGGAGUCUAAGAAGAGGUUGGCAAACGCCAACAAGCUCGCAUCGCUUCUUUACCGCCACAAAGAGAUGCUGAAGAAUGAUAUCUUGAAGAAACGAGUGCUUCUUGAUCAGGAGCUCCAUCUAGAGGCCCAGGAGGAGCUAAAGAAGGACCUGUGGCGGAUGCAGAGGGAGAAGGAGAGAGCAGCAGCACAGAAAGCCGGCCAGGCUGCCACCGCCGCUGCCGCCUCCGCCUCUCACAGCCACCCACAACAUCCUCAAGCCCGUGUGCACAACAUAACCACUCAGCAGCACGACAGCACCACCGUCAUCCCCACACACAAAAGGAAACGUGAAGAGGAGAGAGAGUGCGUGACGUCAGCUAAAUCCAAGAAAAAGAAGAUGAUCUCCACCACCAGUACCAAGGACACCAAGAAGGACACCAAACUCUACUGUAUCUGCAAGACGCCCUAUGAUGAGACCAAGUUCUACAUUGGCUGCGACCUGUGCACCAACUGGUAUCACGGCGAAUGUGUGGGAAUCACGGAGAAAGCUGCCAAGGAUAUGGACGACUAUAUAUGUUUGGAGUGUAAACAGGGCCGGAAGAGCACCAAGGAGGAGCUCUACUGCAUUUGUCAAACACCGUACGAUGAAUCACAGUUCUACAUUGGUUGCGAUCGGUGUCAGAACUGGUACCACGGUCGCUGUGUGGGCAUCCUGCAGAGCGAAGCGAACCACAUAGAUGAAUAUGUAUGCCCGCAAUGCCAGUCGACAGAGGACGCGAUGACGGUCCUCACGCCACUCACUGAAAAAGACUAUGAGGGCCUGCGGAGAAUCUUGCGCUCCUUAACGGCACACAAAAUGGCGUGGCCAUUCCUAGAGCCAGUGGAUACAAGCGACGCCCCUGACUACUAUAAAGUUAUCAAGGAACCAAUGGAUCUUUCCACCAUGGAGGAGAGGUUACAGAAGCGCAAGUAUGUCAGGCUAACGGAGUUUGUGGCGGACAUGACCAAAAUCUUUGACAACUGCCGCUACUACAACCCCAGCGACUCGCCCUUCUACCAGUGUGCCGAGGUUCUGGAGAGCUUCUUCGUGCAGAAGCUCAAAGGCUUCAAAGCCAGCAGGUCUCAUAACAACAAACUACAAUCAGCAGCCUCUUAGUGCCCUCUUUAAAAAAAAAGUUCUAAAAAAAAAAUAAAAGUAGGAUACAGAUGACCGUUUGAUUGAUUAAACCUUCCACGCUCCAAGUUGUGCUGCGUCGCAUGAGCCGAGGUCAGUUCCAGACGAAAAGCCUUCCCCUCAAUUGGACAAACGCGACAGUGCCACCACUCCAAAGGGAAGGGAAGUGGACCAUUAAGCCAUCCAAGGUGCCAGCUGGACUUGGUGACCGAGGUUCCCACCUUCAGACCAGUGCGGGCAAAUGGAAACAUCCAGAUGCCGAAGAAGUGAACCAGCUGGACUAUUUAGGUUCGGUUUGCUCGCAGAAAUGGUAAUUCUUUCAGCUCUCGCAUUCUGAUGAGAAUUUAGAAGGGAAUAGCACAAAAUGUGCAGCACCUUGUUUAUUUUUCUUGACUUUUCUCCAACAACGUGUGUUAUCCUUGACCUUGACUGGCAACUAGGUGUACCCCACCUCUCACCCAAAGUCAGCUGGGAUCGGCUCCAGGUUACCUGCAACCUGAAUGAAUGACAAGGAGUACAUACUUGCCCUUAAAAAAUGACGGCCACACAAUUCAGAAUAUAUUAUACUUUUACACAAAGGAAGCUCAAUUCUACCAUUUGAAUUCAUUGCAAUUCAUUGCAUUCAUAAAAAUUGUUCCAGGUGGUCACUGUCCAAUGAAAGGCAUGUCCAGGUACCUCUAAAUAGUUUAGAUUAUUAUUAAAAUGAUUCGUAUCCAUGACAAUUUCAAUUUUCAUCAACUAUUCAGUAUAUCUGUAAAGUAGUCACAGUGCUUCACUUUAUGCACAUUUUGUUCAGUUUCAGCCUUGAUGCACAUUUGGCAGCGAUGACAGCCUUUAGCCAUGUGCCGUCUUCAUCUUCUGUAGUUUUAUGGCGGGUGGCAAACAAUAUACAUUCGGCCCACCCACCGGUAUGAAACUCGAAUCAACUAAGAUUACGAAACCACUCUGAAAAAACAAUAAACCUUAACUCAAAUCCUGUUCAAAUUAACGUCGCCACUGCUGCUGUUGCCAACAGCAACCCCACCUGCGGCAUUAUGGAAUAAAUGGCAAGGGGAAAUCAUGCUUUGCGGACAUAAUAAAAUCAUAAAAAUUACAAAUAUACAUUUUCUUACUAAACUUUCAAAUGCAUUGGUGUCAUGCUACUUUUUUUUAACUUGAGUAUGUGCAAGUCAAUACCCCAAAGCAUGGGAAUUUUUUUUUGGGGGGGGGUAGCAUUUUUUUCUACAAGUUCAUUGGACGUACUUGCUUAUCAAAAUUGUUGACUUCACAUUAAUCGUUCCACGCUUCUGUAUGUUUGUGUUCUCACAUGUGCUGUCAACUAUGGGACCUUAAAUGCCAAUCUAAAUCAUUUAAAUUCCAAAAAUUGAACAUGGGAUUUUAAAAUUAACUUGUAGAAACAUCUCAAGGGUGGUCAGUGGAAACAGGAUGCACUGGAGAUCAACCGAUUUUUUUUUUGUAAUUAAAUUGACAAAUCCAUUUUGGAAUAAGGUUUUAACAAUACAUAAUCUUGAAAAAGUGAAGCACUGAAUACUUUCUGGAUGUAUUGUCUCUUUUGAACACUGGAUGUGGCUUUAUGGAAUACAAUAAAUACUUUUGGACGUGGCAAUUUAUCAAAUGUGUAAAAAGUAAUGAAAAUAGAAAUUUCUCUAAUGAACAUCUUCAAUAAUGUCCUCUCAUUGUGUCACGGCUACCAAAUAAAUUCCAAAUCAACAAUAAAAAUACACUACCUCACCUAAUUUUGCUAGAGUAGAGAAUCUUCAGUUUUUCACCUAUUUACAGUGUACUUUUUUUGUUCAAAAUCCUUCGAAAUUCUCAUCAAAGAAAGAUCAACCUGUAGCAUUUCACUAAAGUAGCAUCCUUUGAAAUAGAAUUACCGUUCUAGCACUUACGAGACUGUCCAUGCGCUUGGUUCACCAACCCAAAUCCCCUCUUAGUGCAGGCUCAGAGUCUCUCAUUUAGUCAUCUAAUUUUGGAGUGCCUCCAAGCACCAUCUUAAUGGGGGUGUGGGACUUAAUUGUUAACAUUUUUGUCUCCCAGUGUUUAACGUCCGUCUGAUAAUCCCAUUCGUGAAUGUCUCGAAAAAUCUUCAUCGAAAUUCCCUUGAGUCGUCUCCCUGACUUCAAGGCCUCAAGCAACCCAAUUGGUGCCACAUGCUCCGACAUUCCCGUCAAUGUUUUCUCUGCAGGAUUAGCAUCAUUGCACUUAACUAUUUUAGGAAAACAAACUUCCUCAUUUCAGUCAUUUGGGAGGGGGGCGGAGGAGGGAUUCCUCGUUUUCUCCCUAGUCUGUUUAUUGUGGUCAACCCUCAGGUCAUGCCUUUCCAACCACCGCCCGCUUCACUUCCUAAAACCCUCACAGGAAGUUGCAGAAAAUAGUGGGUAAAACUAUUCAGGCCUUGGGAGAGGGUUGAAUGAACCCGCAUGUACUGUAAAUGCGUCCAAAGACAGUUGUGUCCAUCCUUUCUGCUGCAUAUUUCCCUGAGGUCAGCUCGCGUUUGUGUCUCAACUCCUGCUCAAAUCACUCCAGUAAUUGGAUUGUUGACAUUUCCUCUCAUAAGCUCAAUUACACUGCGGUCUGUGGCUGCAUGUGAGAGAGGAAAACAAGAGCCGGGGACCCUGUCGUCUUUCUAUCGUGGGUUUGGACACAAAAUACGGUAGUCUAGCUGCAUUUGUAUGGUAUUGGAAGCUUGUGAUUGUCUUAUUUGAACCGGUGGAGCAGUCACAUGACAGAGAGUCAAACUUUCACUCUUUCCUGUGAAGUAAUCGACUACUUACCAAAUCUAGACUUUUAGACUUGUCCAAACUUUGAAAUUUUCCACACUUUAAACCAGCAACUACGCCCACUGGUAUUAUUGAAAUAUAUUUCCUCUUUAAUUGCAGUGAACUCUACUGUUGAUUUGUGAAGUUGCUCUUUAUAUUAGAAGUGGUAGAAUGAAAGUGGCAAUUAUUGUGAAGAAUGAGUUUUUGUUCUUGUUUUUUUCUUUUGGUAAGGAAGCAACUGGUCCAGCAUAAUAAUGAUCUUAUAUUGACAUUGCAUUUCUUGUAUUAUUUAUUCAUAGCGACAAAUGGUUCUCAAAUUUUUUUUUAAAUAAUGUAACAGCGGAGGAAAAAAUGCAUUCUAUGUUUUUAACAGAUUUUAAAAGAGUCUUUUUUACUUAAGACAUUACAUUGUAGAUAAUAAAGAACUGUUUUUUGACACCUGC
Molecule: messenger RNA, 12053 nt
Organism: Hippocampus zosterae (dwarf seahorse)
Lineage: Eukaryota; Metazoa; Chordata; Actinopteri; Syngnathiformes; Syngnathidae
Product: nucleosome-remodeling factor subunit BPTF-like
Exons: 35
Coding region: 266-8833 (2855 amino acids)
Biological process (GO): regulation of transcription by RNA polymerase II
Cellular component (GO): NURF complex
Molecular function (GO): RNA polymerase II cis-regulatory region sequence-specific DNA binding
Source: RefSeq, a predicted model, not a curated record